This is a messenger RNA of Larimichthys crocea (large yellow croaker), 3643 nucleotides long. It is a transcript of the gene wdhd1, whose product is annotated as WD repeat and HMG-box DNA binding protein 1. NCBI's taxonomy places the organism in Eukaryota, Metazoa, Chordata, Actinopteri, Sciaenidae. Bases 145 to 3540 code for a protein of 1131 amino acids. The record is from RefSeq and is a predicted model, not a curated record. Gene Ontology annotation, molecular function: DNA binding; protein binding; chromatin binding. Gene Ontology annotation, cellular component: nuclear replication fork. Gene Ontology annotation, biological process: mitotic cell cycle; DNA repair; DNA-templated DNA replication. The transcript has 26 exons.
CGUAAAGGCGGGGUUUCGGCCGUAUGCGUCAUGACGUAGCUGGCGGGAGUUGUGUCCUUGUUUUCAACGCAGCGCGGGAGAUCGAGCAGAAGAGGAAGGAGCCGGAGCUGAAGAUAAAGUCAAAGUCUGUGGAGGUUUGUCAACAUGCCGUGUGAGAGGAAGCCGAUGCGCUACGACCACUCGGAGGGACACACCGAGGUCUGCUACGACGACUCCGGGAGGUUCAUUGUGACCUGCGGGAACGACGGCGAUGUUCGGAUAUGGGAGAGUCUGGAUGACGACGACCCGAAGUUCAUCACGGUCGGGGAGAAGGCGUUCUCCCUGGCGCUGAAGAACGGCAAGCUGGUGACGGCGAGCUCCAACAACACAGUGCAGAUCCACACGUUUCCCGACGGAGACCCGGACGGCAUCCUGACCCGGUUCACUACCAACGCCACGCACGUCACCUUCAACAGCAGCGGAUCCAGGGUGGCUGCUGGAUCCAGUGACUUCAUGGUGAAGGUGGUGGAGGUGUCGGACAGCAGCCAACAGAAAACACUCCGGGGCCACGAAGCGCCGGUCCUCAGCGUGACCUUCGACCCCAAAGAUGACUUCUUGGCGUCUGCCAGCUGUGACGGCUCCGUCGUGGUGUGGAACGUGGACGAGCAGACUCAGGUGAUCAGCUGGCCUCUGCUGCAGAAGACCAACGACGUCAGCAACGCAAAGUCUCUGUGUCGGCUGGCCUGGCAGCCCAAGACGGGAAAGUUUUUAGCGGUUCCCGUAGAGACAAAGGUUCACCUGUACGAGCGAGGGACCUGGGAUCACGUGAGCACUCUGUCUGAUGAUCUGCUGACACAGCCCAUCAACGUGGUGGCCUGGUCUCCGUGUGGGCGCUUCCUGGCAGCCGGCAGCGUGGGAGGAGCGCUGAACGUUUGGGACGCGAGCAGCAAGCUGUGUGUGGAAAGACAGAAGCACGAGAAAGGCUUCACGGUGUGCGGUCUGGCCUGGCAUCCGUCAGGCAGCCAGAUCGCCUACACGGACACGGAGGGCUGCCUGGGCCUUCUGGACGGACUCAGCACCUCCACCUCCACCACCUCCACCUCCACCACCAAGCAGGUGGCAGAAAAGAAGCCGGCGAACGACUUUGACGACCUGUUCGAUGAUGACGAUGAUCGACUCAUGGACGAAGGACUCAGCGACACCAACUCACCGGCUAAGAAACCCGCCGCCGUGGACGACGAUGACGACGACGACUUCCUCGUGCCGGCGACGGGGCGCGUGAGGAACCGAGCAAUCCUGGAUGACGAGAACUCGCUCGACACCGGCUCGCUGAAGCUCGGGCGGGACAAAUUCGGGGAGGAUGACGAUGACGCGGGCAGCGCCGUCAUGCCUGCAGCCGCCGCCCCGCUGGUGCCCUUACGCCCCGUCUAUGACGGACCGAUGCCGACGCCUCCCCAGAAGGCCUUUCAGCCGGGCUCCACGCCGGCACACCUCACGCACCGCUUCAUGAUGUGGAACUCUGUGGGAAUCGUGCGAGGCUACAACGACGAGCAGGACAACGCCAUCGACGUGGAGUUCCACGACACGGCCGUGCACCACGCCAUGCACCUCACCAACUCUCUGGGUCACACCAUGGCUGAUCUUUCCCAGGAGGCCGUGCUGCUGGCCUGCCCCAGCACGGACGAGCUCGCCAGUAAGCUGCAGUGCCUCCACUUCUCGUCCUGGGACACCAACAAGGAGUGGAUGGUGGACCUCCCGAAGGACGAGGACGCCAGGGCGCUGUGUCUGGGUCAGGGCUGGGCGGCGGUCGCCACCAGCGCGCUGAUGCUCCGACUCUUCUCCAUCGGUGGAGUCCAGAGGGAAAUCUUCAGCCUGCCGGGUCCCGUCGUGUGCAUGGUCGGACACGGAGAGCAGCUGCUCAUCGUCUACCAUCGAGCGACGGGUUUCGACGGCGAGCAGGCGCUCGGCGUUCAGCUGCUGCAGUUCGGUCGAAGGAAGAGGCAGCUCAUCAACGGCGAGCCGCUCCCGCUGUCUCGCAGAUCCUACCUGUCCUGGCUCGGAUUCACCGCCGAGGGCACUCCGUGCUACGUGGACUCGGAGGGUGUGAUCCGCAUGCUGAACCGCUCCCUGGGCAACACGUGGACGCCGGUGUGUAACACGAGAGAGACCUGCAAGAGUAAAUCAGAUCACUACUGGGUGGUCGGCGUACACGAGAACCCUCAGCAGCUCAGGUGUAUUCCCUGUAAAGGCUCCAGGUAUCCUCCCACCCUGCCCAGACCUGCUGUGGCCAUCCUGCCCUUCAAGCUGCCUCUGUGUCAGACCGCCACAGAGAAAGGACAGAUGGAGGAGCAGUUCUGCCGCUCGGUCCUCUUCCACAACCACUACAGCUUCCUGUCGUCCAGCGGCUACGAGAUCAACGAGGACGGGCGGAGUCAGUCGCAGAAGGAGCAGCAGGAGCUGCUGAUGAAGAUGUUUGCACUGUCCUGUAAGCUGGAGAGAGAGUUUCGCUGCGUGGAGCUGGCCGAGCUCAUGACUCAGAACGUGGUGACUCUGGCCAUCCGAUACGCGUCCCGGUCCAGGCGCAUGGCGCUCGCCCAGCGCCUCAGCGAGAUCGCUCUGGAGAAAGCCAACCAGAUGCAGGAAGAGGAGGAGGAGGAGGAGGAAGAGGAGCCGGAGUACUCCAGACGGACAUCUGGGUACGGCCAGAGUGGACGUCACGGCAACCGGCGAAAUCAGGAGGAGGAAGAGGAGCAAGGAGAGGAACUCAGGGAGGAAGAGGACGGAGGACAGGAGAUGGAGACGGAGGAACCGGCAGAAACCAGAAGACGUGUCAAUCCGUUUGCUAAAGAGGCGGGUUCACCUGUGACGCCGUCUGUGACGCCGACUGCUAAAGUCGGGCGUGCGAAUCCUUUCAAGGUGCUGGGCUCGGGGAAACCCUCGUCUUCGUCCGGUCAGCCCCGAGUGACGAACAUCCUGGACAACAUGACGUCCAGCAGGAAGUCCAGUCCGCUCAGCGGAGCUGCAGGGAAACAAAGCAAAGGCCCCGUCCUCAAACCGCUGGCUCCCAGGCCCAAGACCAAGACUCAGUCCACUCUGCUGCAGAUGACCGGCACUAAGGCGUCCAAUAAGAAGACUCCAGAGAACGCCGAGCCGGCUGCAGAUCGGCAGAAGCAACCAGACGUCCCGCCUCCGAGCGCGCCCGCAGAGAACACGGAGAAUAAGAGGCCGAAGACGGGCUUCCAGCUGUGGCUGGACGAGAACAGGAAGAACAUCACGGCUGAUCACCCCGACCUGGAGGAGACGGACGUCAUCAAAGAGGCCAUGGGACGCUUCAGGACGCUGUCAGCGGACGAGCGGCUGUCGUGGACGGAAAGAGCCAAAGGGCAAACCGGAGACGAUGCCACGGAUCUGAAGAAGAGGAAAAGAGGAGGAGCAGGAGGAGGAGGAGGAGGAGGAGAGGAGGAAGACGGACGGACAGACGCUGAUGAAAACAGUGCCAAGAAGAAGAAAUCUUUGGAUCCUUCCUCGAAGCUUUCUGCGUUUGCGUUUAACAAAAGCUGAAAUGUUUUAAAUGUUUUCAUGUCGUCGGUCUGUUUCUGUUUUUUUACAUUUGUAACAUGUAAAAAAAAAAAACUUCACUGUAUUUUAUCAAUAAAUAAAUAAA